UUUAUCCUUUUUGCAUCUCCCUCUUCACUUGCCGUCGACACCAAUUCCAUUCCCAAAUGGUUCUCAUCUCUCGAAUUCAUCAACGCCAAGCUCAUCUCACAAUUGUCAUUUUCAAAUCGACUGAAAACACCUACUUCUCCAUCUGACGCCGCUGAUGUUCCUCCGGAUCCGCUGCUGGUGCUGCUCUAGAUCAUCUCUGCCUCCACCGACGGUUACUCUUUUCCCCAGAUUCUGUAACGAUCCCGAAAUUCUUCUCGCCUGCACCGUUAAUUAUUUUUAGAAAAUGGAAACCCUGAAAACAAUGCCGAUAACAACAGAAAACAGCAACAGCAAUAAGGAACAAACUCAAACUUACAAUGUAUUUGAUUUAGGAGCAUUUGUUGGUGAUUUAACUGUUGAAGAGGAUGCCAAUAGUGAUGAUGAUGUUUCACUAGAGGGACUUGAUCAAGAAUUGGAAGAAUGCAAAAAUGAUGAUGUAGUUGCAAACAUACUAUCUAAAGGUACAGCCUUGAGGGAUUAUACUAAGGGGGUUGAGAACAACUUGCGGCAAGUUGAGUUAGACUCAAUUCAGGAUUACAUAAAAGAGAGUGAUAACUUAGUGUCUCUUCACGAUCAAAUUCGCGAUUGUGACAGCAUCUUGUCACAGAUGGAAACCCUUCUCAGUGGAUUUCAGGCUGAGAUUGGUUCUAUUAGUUCGGACAUUAAAAUUCUUCAGGAGAAGUCUAUGGAUAUGGGUUUGAAGCUGAAGAAUCGCAAGGUGGCUGAAUCACAGUUGGCCAAAUUUGUUGAAGACAUCAUAGUUCCUCCAAGAAUGGUAGAUGUGAUUGUUGAUGGAGAGGUCAAUGAUGACUAUCUGAGAACUCUCGAGACUCUUAGUAAGAAGCUGAAGUUCAUUGAAGUGGAUGCUUUAGUUAAAAACUCAAAAGCUCUGAAAGACGUGAAUCCUGAGCUUGAAAAGCUUAGGCAGAAAGCUGUUUCAAAGGUUUUUGAGUUCAUUGUUCAGAAGCUACAUGCAUUAAGAAAACCCAAAACCAAUAUUCAGAUCCUUCAGCAGAGUGUUCUUUUGAAGUACAAGUAUGUGAUUUCAUUCCUCAAGGAACAUGGAAAGGAGAUAUAUACUGAGGUUCGCGCAGCAUACGUUGACACGAUGAAUAAGGUGUUUAGUGCACACUUUCGUGCGUAUAUUCAAGCUUUGGAGAAAUUACAAUUAGAUAUUGCAACUUCUAGUGAUUUGAUUGGUGUGGAUACUAGAAGCAGUGGUCUUUUUUCAAGAGUCAGAGAAUCCCUGAAGAAUCGAUCAGCCGUCUUUGCUUUGGGGGAGAGGAUUAAUAUUUUGAAGGAAAUCGAUCAGCCAGCAUUGAUUCCUCAUAUAGCUGAAGCCAGCUCCCAAAAAUAUCCGCAUGAGGUCCUCUUUCGGAGUUUGCAUAAGUUGCUAAUGGAUACCGCCACUUCUGAGUAUCUUUUCUGUCAUGAUUUCUUUGUGGAGGAAUCUAUUUUUUAUGAAAUUUUUUCAGGUCCUCUUGCUGUUGUUGAUGAGCACUUAAAUACAAUAUUGCCUAAUUGCUAUGAUGCUAUAGGCCUCAUGCUGAUGAUUCGCAUCACACACCAACACCAGCUUAUCAUGUCAAGACGCAGAAUUCCAUGCCUGGACUCGUAUUUGGACAAGGUCAAUAUUUCCCUGUGGCCGCGUUUUAAGAUGGUAUUUGACUUGCAUCUUAGUAGUCUGCGGAAUGCAAAUGUGAAGACAUUGUGGGAAGAUGAUGUUCAUCCACAUUACGUCAUGAGGCGUUAUGCUGAAUUUACAGCUUCUCUUAUUCACCUGAAUGUUGAAUAUGGAGACGGACAGCUUGAAUUGAAUUUGGAACGGCUGAGAAUGGCUGUGGAUGACUUGCUCAUCAAACUUGCCAAGACAUUCACAAAGCCAAAACUUCAGAUUGUGUUCCUAAUCAACAAUUAUGAUAUGACAAUCUCUGUUCUCAAGGAAGCUGGUCCAGAAGGUGGAAAAAUUCAAUUGCACUUUGAGGAAUUGCUGAAGAGCAAUACAUCUUUAUUUGUGGAGGAGCUGCUGUUAGAGCAUUUCAGCGACCUCAUCAAGUUUGUGAAGACCCGAGCCUCUGAGGACCCAGGUUCGAGUUCUGAGAAACCCGUAACAGUUGCGGAGGUGGAGACAAUUGUAAAAGAUUUCGGUAGCAGAUGGAAAGCUGCGAUAGAGCUGAUGCAUAAAGACGUGAUCACUUCUUUCAGCAACUUCUUAUGUGGUAUGGAAAUCUUGAGGGCUGCAUUGACGCAGCUGCUGCUCUAUUAUACGCGGCUCUCAGAUUGCAUAAAAAGGAUAGUUGGUGGGUCUGCACUGAACAAGGAUCUCGUGUCGAUUUCUUCAAUCAUGUACGAAAUCAAGAAAUAUUCCAGGACUUUCUAGGACAAAUAUGUUCUGCUGUCUCUUGAUGAGUUCAUUUCAAAGACCCAGCCGGGACUGCCCAAUCUUUGUCAUAUGUAGGACCAGAAAAAGCAUUUCUACUUUUUAAUGUUGUGUCGCUAUUGGCAUUUUUCCAGUAUUCUUUUGCCUGCAUGUGUGUCGUUUGCCAUUAGACUACGAAAUAUGCAUGGUGGGUUUUGAAUUUUUUGUGAGGCAGCUAUAAAUUUCGAGAAAGUUGCAAUUUUUAGAGAUUUUUAAGUGUAGGGUGCGAACCUAGGGAUUCUAUUAAUUUCUUUGUUGCAUGUAUCACCUGUGUUCUCAGGCAUUUGAUGUGCGUGAAACUUAUUAUUAUUGUGCUUA
This is a messenger RNA of Mercurialis annua (annual mercury), 2776 nucleotides long. Its product is annotated as vacuolar protein sorting-associated protein 52 A. Gene Ontology annotation, cellular component: GARP complex. NCBI's taxonomy places the organism in Eukaryota, Viridiplantae, Streptophyta, Magnoliopsida, Malpighiales, Euphorbiaceae. Gene Ontology annotation, biological process: retrograde transport, endosome to Golgi; Golgi to vacuole transport; endocytic recycling. Bases 284 to 2419 code for a protein of 711 amino acids. Gene Ontology annotation, molecular function: syntaxin binding. The record is from RefSeq and is a predicted model, not a curated record. The transcript is spliced from 21 exons.